Messenger RNA from Musa acuminata AAA Group (dessert banana), 1344 nucleotides. RefSeq names its product ATP synthase subunit gamma, mitochondrial. The transcript has 9 exons. Gene Ontology annotation, biological process: proton motive force-driven ATP synthesis. The coding region runs from base 111 to 1085 and encodes 324 amino acids. The record is from RefSeq and is a predicted model, not a curated record. Lineage: Eukaryota; Viridiplantae; Streptophyta; Magnoliopsida; Zingiberales; Musaceae. Gene Ontology annotation, molecular function: proton-transporting ATP synthase activity, rotational mechanism.
GGACGUCAUCGAGCAAAAUUAAUUCUCCAAAUCUCGAAUCGCAUUCUCCGAGCGACGAGCAGAGACGCUCUUAGGGUUUCGGGAGGGACGAGCUCUUAAGGCGGUCGACGAUGGCGAUGGCGGCUCUCAGAAGGGAGGGGAGGCGGCUUCUCCUCUCCCCCGUCUCCUACAACUCCUCCGUCGCUGCCCGAUCCGCGAUUCUCUCUGACAGUGAGUUGGGGCCAAUGGGGGCACGCUCAGUUUCUACUCAAGCAGUCAGAAAUCGGAUGAAGAGUGUUAAGAACAUUCAAAAGAUUACCAAGGCAAUGAAAAUGGUGGCAGCAUCAAAGCUUCGAGCUGUUCAAGUCAGAACUGAGAACUCCCGUGGGAUUUGGCAGCCAUUUACUGCACUUCUUGGAGAUAACCCAAGUGUGGAUGUGAAGAAGAAUGUUAUUGUGGCUAUUACAUCUGACAAGGGGCUCUGCGGAGGCAUCAACUCCACAUCAGUCAAAGUCAGCAAGGCUCUCUAUAAGUUGACUUCUGGUCCAGAAAAGGAAACUAAAUAUGUCGUAUUGGGAGAGAAAGGGAAGGUUCAAUUGGUGCGUGACUCAAAAAAUAGCAUUGAGAUGAACAUCACUGAGUUGCAAAAGAAUCCUCUCAAUUACACUCAGGUUUCUGUUCUUGCUGAUGAUAUCUUGAAGAACAUGGAGUAUGAUGCUCUGAGGAUUAUUUAUAACAAGUUCCAGUCUGUUGUGUCAUUUCUGCCAACUGUUUCAACAAUACUUUCCCCUGAGACUGUGGAGAAAGAGUCGGAAGCGGGAGGGAAGCUUGGGAGUUUGGACUUCUAUGAAAUUGAAGGAGGUGACACCAAAGCUGAAGUGCUGCAGAAUCUUGCAGAAUUCCAAUUUUCUUGUGUUCUAUUUAAUGCAGUCCUGGAAAAUGCUUGUAGUGAGCUGGGAGCACGUAUGUCAGCCAUGGACAGCUCCAGUAGGAAUGCUGGUGAAAUGCUUGACCGUCUUACACUGACAUACAACAGGACUCGGCAAGCUUCAAUUACGACAGAGCUGAUAGAGAUCAUCUCAGGAGCUUCAGCUCUUACGGGUUAAGAUUGAAGGUUGAGAAAUUUGCUUUUAUGCCGUGCAUCUUUUUUUUCAGACAGCCUUCUAUGUCGUCUGUAAUAAAUGAUUGACGAAUUUGGAUUGCCUGGAAAUGGGCACCAUUCUCUUGUUUUUUAUGAUUGACCUUCCUGUUCUGAAACAACGUUGGAUAUAACAUAUUUUCUUUAAUACUGCCUUUGGUGUGCCUCAGGCCUUUUAUUCCGAUUAUGUUCGACAAUAAAGAUUGGAAUUGCUCUGUUGUAUUGAA